GACGUAGGAUGCCUCAUCGUGCUAACGAGCUGACACUCCUUAGACUCGCGAACCGAUAUCACUGAGAAAAAUGAGUGUUCUGUUUAACGAAGUUAGAUGAACUGAACUUUGCAGAAAACUACUGCAACAAUGACGGUUUGUUAGGAGUCUUGGAAGUAAUUUUGCCCAGUGCAAUGUCUUCAAACUCUGACAGCACAAUAAUCCAACCCAAAGGCCUCCAGACACAGACACCCAGCAGUUUGCAACUUUCCAUCUGUCAGAGCCCAUCAAAAGUGAAGAAUGAUGAAACCACUAAAGAACAGCAUGAACUUCCCCUACAAAAUCUCAAGCUGGCAUCCCAUGAAGUACUGGAGAGAGCCCAGCAGGCUGGAAGGUCAAAGUGUUCCAAAUGCAGUAGCUCAAGAAUGUUUUAUUGUUAUUCCUGCUUUACUUUUGUUGGAGUCAGCGAACAGGAGAUUCCAAAUAUUAAGCUUCCUUUAAAGAUUGAUAUUAUUAAGCAUCCAAAUGAAACUGAUGGCAAGAGUACUGCUGUGCAUGCUAAACUGUUGGCACCAGAUGAUGUCAACAUUUUUAUAUAUCCUUGCAUUCCAGAUUAUGAAGGGCAGACUCAUGAGGUGGUACUUGUUUUCCCAGGGCCAGAGGCAGUUACAGUAGAAGAUAUUGUCAAUCGACUCCCAAAGGCAGCAAGGCCGAAAUCUUCAUUAUAUGAACCCAUUCCAAAACGAAUUAAACUAGAGGAAAGGGAAAGAGGCACUAGAUCGGCGGAUGAGGAUGUGACAGGAAAGAAGGGAAACAAGCACGUUUUGAAAAGAGUUGUAUUUAUUGACAGUACAUGGAAUCAGACCAGUAAAAUAAUUACUGAUGAGCGACUCCAAGCUCUGCUUCAGGUUGAAUUGAAAACCAGGAAAAGUUGCUUUUGGCGCCAUCAGAAGGGAAGUCCCGACACUUACCUGUCUACAAUUGAAGCAAUUUAUUAUUUUUUGAUGGACUACCAUCUGUACUGCUUGGAAGAGGAUUAUCAAGGAGAAUAUGACAACCUUCUGUUUUUCUAUUCAUUUAUGUUCCGGUUGAUCACCAAGGCAAAAUAUGCAGCAGGAAAGUUAUGAGGUGGGAGAAUUUUAGAAAGUGACUGAGCAUUGUUCUGUAUUUUUAACUAGCAAUUUAGAAUAUGACUGACUUGUCUUUUAAAAAUGACAGUUUGCAGUGCUCUCUUUUUAAAUGGCCCUUGAUCUGUACUUUUUAACAUUCUUGCCAAAUAUCACUCGGUAAGUAAAAGCGCCAUCUGUAAUCCUGUACUAAAAACGUCUUCAUCCCCUUCCACCCCCUCCAAAAUUAUUUCUGGGUCAUGUAUUAUAUAAUACAUUCUAAAAUGUUUGGUAAUUAUCCCUUGAGAUGUGAUGGGACUGUUAAAUGUCACUUUAGCGUCAUUUUCAGUUAAAAUAAAUUAAUAAUGUUUUUCAUUGGCCAAAGGUUUAACUGAUCAAACUAAGAAUGUGCUCUGCUUUGAAUCAGGUUUAAGAAGUCAAGAUGCCUCAUCUUGCAAUUAUUAUUUGUUUUCCCUGAAAGUCAUUGAUCCACCUUUGUCAUUGUCACAACUCAUUAGGAAAUAAAAUUAUAAUUAUGCUAA
Molecule: messenger RNA, 1627 nt
Organism: Erpetoichthys calabaricus (reedfish)
Lineage: Eukaryota; Metazoa; Chordata; Cladistia; Polypteriformes; Polypteridae
Gene: dtwd1
Product: DTW domain containing 1
Exons: 5
Coding region: 174-1106 (310 amino acids)
Biological process (GO): tRNA modification
Cellular component (GO): nucleus
Molecular function (GO): tRNA-uridine aminocarboxypropyltransferase activity
Source: RefSeq, a predicted model, not a curated record